UGCCGUUCAGAACGAUACCGCCGCGAUAUCGCUCGGGAGUCAGCUCACCACUCGCCCCCCUUGCGGGGUGGAUAUGGCGAAGUCUUAGCCAUAGGUGUAGUUGUCUGGUGGAGGAAACCCCCUCGCGCAGCUGGAGAGACGAGUAUUGGAGUGUUUACAGUAAGUAGGAGGGCAUAGCGAAUUGGAAAGAAGAGAGUGCACUUCGGAGUGGCAAGAUGGAGACAACGCCGGGAGGGGAGGGAACGGGGAGAUCCCCCCCGCCUGCCCCCCACGAGGAAAGGGACUAUUGGGAGGAUGAGGACAGAAUUCGAGCAUUAUUGGCGAUGUGCUUUGACGAUGGCAUAUACCCAACAGAGAUAGAUCCGGGGGAGAUGGUAGUGGAAGGCAGGGUAGCGAGAUUCAAGCUGAACACCUCCCUCGACAACAUCAAGGUGAAGUGGCUAAAGGAGCGUACGGUGACGGUUAUUUAUAAAGAAGCAGCCAGAUUCUUACAGAGGGAAGUCAAGGACGAUCUCGUACGUGCCUUCGAAGACGGCUGGGUGCUGGGUAAUGAAGAUCUACCGGAAAACUCGAGGAGAGGAAGGAUAAAGAUAGAGGGACCAGGGAUAGCCUCGUACGUAGCAAAGGCAAAGGAGGUGGCGAAGUAUAUGAUAGAGGAAGGUCAAGUGGAGAUUACACUAGGGCAGGAGACGUACAGGCUUCUCUUUAAACCAUGGAUGACACGUGCCGAGUUCAGGGAGCUCAAGAAGCAGGAGGAGGAGAAAACGUUUUGGGUGAUGGCCCUGCAGAUCCCAUUAGACGAUAUGCCCUUCAUCUAUGCACAGAUAGAGAAAGCAAUAGGAAGGAUAGUGAAGGCACACCCAACCGAUGUAGAUCCGUUAAGACCAGCGAUGGUAAAUGCCCGAUUCAACUUAGACCCUGACGCUCGCGGGAACAUGAAAGAUGUGCUAUGGGUGGAGAUGUCGAAAGGGGAUGAACUUGAAAUUAAAUUAGCAACAGCGGGCACUUCGAAGUGUCGAACCUGCAAGCAAUUCUUCCACACGGAGGAAGAGUGCAGAAGGGGUACGCGAGGAAGGACUGGCGGAGCAACGUCAUUUUCAGCAAGACCGGAUCAAAGCAGACAACAGAAUCAGGCUUCCUCGUCGAACGGAGGGGGACAGGGGGCGGGCUAUCGAGGCCCGAUGGGUCUAAGGCAAACAACCCCGGCCCCGUCUCAGGGAACAUCUCAACCAGGACUGAUGCGCGAUAACCCAACCUUCUCCCCAAGAGGUUUUGGAAAUGGACAGCAACAAUCACUGGACCGAGGGGCAGUUCAACAGAGGGAACGAAGAGGAGUACAAUCCCCACACGGUGGUGGAGGAGGGAUUCAGCAGGGGACAUUGGGGGCGAAUUUGGGGGGCUUUCCCUCUUUCAUGGAGGGAGUAGGGUGGACGGGUGGUGUGCAUGGGAGUCAAGGCGGGAUACAACUACAUGGGGGACAGAACGGGCUAUGGCAAGGGGGAGGAUUGGCAACAAACUGGUUGAUGGCAAACGGGGUGCAUCCGGCGCUGUGGGCAGGAGACACCAAUGAAAUUAGGAAUUGGAGGUCAAUUUCACUGUUGAAUGUCUCCUACAAGAUAUUGGCUAAAACGCUGGCCCGCAGGUUGGGAAAGUAUUUGCCGCUGUUGGUGGAGGAUGAUCAAGCGGCCUUUGUGAAGGGUAGAUCCAUUUAUGAGAACAUUGUGACUGCGAUCGAGGUGUUGGAGGUGGUGGAUCAGGAGAAGUUGGAGGUAGUCGUCCUACUGUUGGACAUGGAGAAGGCGUACGACAGGAUGAACUGGUCGUAUGUGCUGACGACGCUCAGAACGAUGGGCUUUGGAGACAUGUUUUGUAAUUGGGUGAUUGCGCUCUAUUCUCUCUCCACUGCAGCUGUUAUGGUCCCCCCCCCCGCUCCGGAAGAACACGAGGAGGACGACGCUAGAGUAAGAGAGCUUCUUCGACUCUGCUACGAGGAAGGCAUCCUCCCCAGGGAUAUCGACCCAGGGGAAAUGACGGUACAAGGGCGCAACGUCAGAUUCAAAGUAAAGGACUCCAUAGAGAGACUCAAGGUACAGUGGCUGAAGGAGCGAACAGUCACCGUGAUCUUUAGGGAUGCAGCUCGUUUCCUCCCAAGGAAUGUGAAAGAAGACCUUAUCAGAGCUUAUGAGGAUGAAAGGGUACAGACAGGCGAGUUCGGUGAUGGCUUCAGCAGAAGGAGAGUUAAGUUGGAAAGCCUAAACGUAGCUUCGUACAUUGCAAAGAGCACCACGAUCUUUGCAUGGCUGGUGGAGAAACAAAGUGCAGAAGUGGUGCUGGCAGGGGACACGUAUAGGUUGGAGUUCAAACCAUGGCUUACCAACGCACAACUAAGGGAGCAACGAAGACUAGAAGACUUAUCGACUUUCUGGGUCAUCGCAGUUCAAGUACCGUUAGAUGCAAUGUUCUACUUGGAAUCACACAUCAGACGAGCAAUCGGUCCAGUUACGUUGAUGCACCGACCAGAACGAGAUCGUGAGAAACCGGCUCUCGUAAAUAUCAAGUUUGAUCUCGACCCGGAGGCAAGACCAAACAUGAAGGAUUCAAUAACAGUGGACACAUUCGAAGGAGAUGAGCUCGAGGUCAAGCUUGCGUCAUCGGACACUCCACGCUGUCGGAAGUGCCGUGCGUUUUUUCAUACAACGGACGAAUGCAGGAGAGGAGGGCGACCUCGUCAGCAGCAAGGCAGCGCAGGAGGUCAAGGUCAAGGCGACAGAGAGGAGGUGGCUCAGGAGGGUUCAUCCAGACAGGUUUACCAUGGACCGCUAGGAAGAGGAGGAGCAAGUGCUCAACUUGCGGCCUCCUUUGUCGGAGCUGGAUCGGCCCAGCCUCCAGAUACGAGCUUCGCAAAUAUUUAUCAAAAUCCUGCGUUCAUGGCGGCUCCGCAGGUCAUGCAGUCCAACGCGUCCCUGGCUCAGCUAUUUCAAGAGUUGGCGCUUGCACAAGCGGGUAAUACCGUCCCGCUUGGACAACCGUUGGGAACUUUCCCACAUAUGGUUAACCCAGGCUAUGACUUUCAACCUUAUCAAGAGACACAGAGCAGAUUCCGACCAUCUUGCCUCUUCCCGGGAGGAGGACAAGCAGAACAACAGGGAGGCACUGGCGGUGGUCCGAGCACCAGUCAAACGCCAGGCAAAAUAGAGCGUCCCGGGUCGGCGAAUCCAGGAGGGAGAAUAAGAGGAAGCACUCCUGGGAAGCACAGACGGGUAGACAGCGAGGGGCAAGAAGAGAUACCAAGGGAUUUGUCGACUUCGUCCCUCCCAAGAUCAGAAGGUUCAGGAGACCAAGAAACAAUCAUAGGAACUCCAGGCAUGAAGACUACUAGAAGGCGAACGCCAACGGCCUUGAGUCGAGGGCAGUUGGACAGUGUCGAGAACAGGAUUCUGCCGCUCAUGUGCCUCGCAGCUAAAGGGACGUUGUCGGUGGUUGCAUGGAGUGGAGGAGGAGUGCCGGAGCUAUUCAACACUGCAUCCCCGGAUCAGCCGAUGCCCCUUAAUUCCAAGUUCAUCAAGGGCUUCCUCACUGCGCCUUGGGACCAGCAGCUGUCGGCAUCCGGAACAGCCCUCCCCAUCCAACAAGUAACCGGGAAUCAGGGUAUGAAUGGGAACAAGGAGGAAGCUACUCUUAAGAGAAGACUAGAGGAGGUAGAGCUUAAGAUGGCACGCCACCCAAUCUCACGAUUAGCUUGGAGUAAGGAGAGAUCGAAGUUGAUAGCGGACUGGGACAGUCUUCAACAGAAGAACUCAGAAGUAUGGGCUAAAAGGCUCAGAGUCAAGGGUAUUGCAGUGUAUGAUAGAAUGAGCAAAGAAGCGUUUCACAAGCUCGCCCCACGACGUGCCUCACAAUUAAUUAACGAACUCUAUCAUCCCUUUGAUCCCCAGGCCCCAAAAGCUAGAGACUUAGCGAUGCUAAGCGAGUAUGCGGCACUGUACUACAAAGAUAUACUUACCUCUCGCCUUCAAGGUCAAGAGGUGAAAUCGGAUUUGUUCCAGCAGUCUUCGCACUGGGACAAUACAACUGCCAGAUUGCCCAACGCUGCUAGACUGCUCCUAGUCAGACCAAUUACGAAUGAAGAAGUCAAAUGCACCCUGAAGUCUAUGGCAACAGGGAAAGUACCGGGGGAUGAUGGAUUGCCAGUCGAAGUUUACCUCGCUAUUUGGGAUGCUGUAGGAGACAAUCUUGUAGAGCUGUAUAACUCAGUCCUUAUUGGAGGAAGCCUGGCUACGAAUAUGCGAAAUGGCAUUAUUUUCGUACUCUAUAAGAAAGGCGAUAAAUCUGAGGUAAGAAAUUACAGGCCCAUUGCUCUGCUGAACACCUCCUACAAGAUCUUAGCGAAAACGCUAGCUCGUAGACUAAGUGCUGUCCUCCCUGAGUUGGUCAAAGCUGACCAAGCUGCGUUCGUCAGGAACCGCUCAAUUUUUAACAAUAUUGCCACUGCUAUCCAGGCCUUGGAAGUCAUCUCAGACGAGGAGCUAAACAUGAUGGUUCUGCUUUUGGAUUUGGAGAAGGCAUACGGCCGCGUCAAUUGGUCGCAAGUUCUCUCCACUCUCAAGUGGAUGAAUUUUGGCGACAACUUCUGCUGCUGGAUUACUGCCUUGUAUGUCUUUUCUACUGCAGCGGUCAUGGUAAAUGGGAAGAUUUCUCAGAAAUUCAAGUUGUCCCGAUGCCUUAGACAAGGAUGUCCGCUUGCUCCUUUGGUAUUUGUAAUUCAAUUAGAGGUUCUCAUGAAUAACAUUAGAUCUCAUCCUCAGAUCCAAGGCUUGCAGAUAGGUAGCUUGGAAUGCCGAGUAAAGGCAUUAGCGGAUGACUUACUGGCCAUCUCUAGGAACAGCCCUGAGUCUCUGGGAGCACUAAAGAGCUGCCUUGAUGACUAUUCGACACUGUCUGAGGCAUCCGUUAACUGGCAUAAGUCGGUUUUUCUGUUACCUAGGCAGUACACCCCUACUCUCAGAUGGGGCAUGAAACAGGUCGAGGUCAACGUUUCGGAGAGGAGAUUGAUGGAGGGUUAUUCCUGCAAUGGUCAAGACAGGCAGAUACGGGCUUGGGAGGGUUAUCGAGGGGGUGGAAUGGAGGGUAUUUCUGCAGGAAAUACGGGAAACAGAUCGGGUGCACAGCAAUCGGUGGGGCACGGCCACUCGAGUUCAAGAGCCACUGAUGGUUACUCUUCUGGGAGGGGUCGCGGAUGGACAGAUCCAGUACAAUUGCCGCAUAGUUAUGGGCCGGCAGAGAGGAGCAGUGUAGCAGGAAGGGGUGCCGGUGCUGGCGUUGGUAGUGUUCAAGCCGGUGUACCUUACCCUGUGAGAGGAGGGUGGUCCCCUUCACCAGCUGAUAAUGGACAAGGGUAUGGAUAUGGAGGGCCAGCAGGAAGUGGGGCAGCAAGGGUUACUGGAGGGAGAGUGGGGGGAAUUUAUGGAGGGCCAGCAGGAAGUGGGGUGGAGAGGGUUAUCGCAGAGAGAGGGGGGGGAGUUUAUGGAGGGCCUGCACAAAGUGGGGCGGAGAGGGUUGACGGAGGGAGAAUGGGGAGAAUUUAUGGAGGGCCAGCAGUGAGCGGGGCGGAGUGGGUGAGAAGUGGCCCUGUUAGUCGGGAGAGGACCGUAACUACAACGAUUUCCUUGGACUCUCCAUCAGUGUCGGAAACACUCGAUGUCACCAUAACGAACGAGGCGCAUUCUGUCGACCAUUGGAUCAAUUCCCUGUCUCGGACAACUGCACGUCCGGUUACUCUUGGUUUUGACGUGGAAUGGCGGCCCAACUUUCAGUCUGGUGAAGAUAAUCCUGUGGCGACUCUGCAGCUAGCUUGCGAGAACCGUUGCUUGAUUGUGCAGCUCAUUCACAUGGUCGGAGGAGAAUCAGCAGCUCUAAGACAACUCCUCCUUUCUCCGCAUUCCACCUUCGUGGGUGUCGGUGUAAAGCGUGAUAUGAAGAAGCUAGAAGAAGAUCAUGGUUACGUUUGUCGGGGUGCCGUGGUGGAACUGGGCGUGCUCGCAGCACGGCUUUACAAUGACCGUAGCUUGACUGGCGCAGGUUUGAAAGGGCUUGGAGAAAGGGUUCUCAGCUAUACGCUCAUGAAACCGAGGAAUGUUACCAUGUCGAUGUGGGACAGUGAAGUUGGGACUGCAGCAGGUGCAGACUGUGGAGUUGCUGCAGCAACUGCCAGUGCUGGAACCUCUGCAAGUGUUGCAAGUCCAAUUGCUGAAUCAGCAAUUGGUGGUCCCUCCAACAGCCCUCCACAAGUUGACAAGAGGGUGGCACAGAUUCCACCUCGGUACGAUGGGAAAUUCGAUGUGAUUUCCUGGAUCGCUAAGAUGCGAGCCUGCUUUGUGGUGACGUAGAGGCAUUGGUGCACGAUGAAGACGCGGCCGCAGAAUGUCGGCAUCCUUGCGAUUGAGGUCUAUUUCCCUUGCAACUGUGUGCUGCAGUCGGAGCUUGAGGUGUUCGAUAAGGCCAGCGCUGGGAAGUACACAAUUGGCUUAGGCCAAGACCGGCUCGGCUUCUGCACAGACCACGAAGAUGUCAUCUCGAUGUCGCUUACGGUGGUACAAAACUUGCUUGAGAAAUAUUCGAUCGACCCGACGAAUGUGGGGCGGAUCGAAGUUGGCAGCGAAACAGUUAUUGACAAGAGCAAGUCAAUUAAGUCUUGUUUGAUGCUCCUGUUUCAGAAGAGUGGAAACAGCGACAUAGAAGGAGUCGACUCGACAAACGCUUGCUAUGGCGGAACCGCCGCCCUCUUAAACGCUAUGAAUUGGGUGGAGAGCAGCUCUUGGGAUGGAAGAUAUGCUAUCGUUGUGGCUUCUGAUAGCGCUGUCUAUGCGGAAGGACCGGCGAGACCUACCGGCGGUGCAGGCGCCGUCGCCAUGCUCAUCGGUCCGGAUGCUCCACUCGCCAUGAACCGGACCUGCGUUGCAACUUAUAUGGCCCAUACCUACGACUUCUAUAAGCCGAAACUCGCCAGCGAAUAUCCUGUUGUGGAUGGAAAACUGACACAGAUCUGUUUCCUGAGGGCGCUCGAUGCCUGCUACAAUCUUAUUGGCCAAAAGUUCGAAAAGCAAUGGCAGCGAAAGCUUUCGCUUUCAGAUGUUGACUUUGCUGUCUUCCAUUCUCCAUACAACAAGCUUGUGCAGAAGAGCUUUGCCAGGUUGCUUUACAAUGACUUCCUAAACCAUGGAGCGACUAUAGUUGACGUGAAACCCCUUCAUGCCUACGCUGGCAUCCCAGUGGCGGAGAGUUACACGAACCGCGACUUGGAGAAGACAUUGAUGACAAUCUCGAAGGAACAGUAUGCGUCCAAGGUCCAUCCUUCUGCGCUUAUCCCAAAGCAGGUCGGCAACAUGUACUGCGCCUCCCUCUAUGCAGGAUUGGCGUCAUUGCUGCAUUCCCAGAGGGAGAAAUUAACUGGGAAAAGAAUCCUCAUGUUCUCGUAUGGGAGCGGUCUAGCCUCCUCCAUGUUCUUCCUCGAGACGCGAGAUCCGUCGGUACAAAGUCGGUUCGAUUUGCGCCACCUUGCCGAUGUGAUGGGUGUGAAUCAUCUUCUGGAAUCGCGUAACAUUGUCAGCCCUGAGGAGUUCAGCAAAACAAUGGAGGUGAUGGAGACACGGUAUGGAGCGUGCGAUUUCGUGCCAUCCUCACCGCUCGAUCAGAUCCGCGAGGGGGUGUACCGUCUCACGGGAGUCGAUGAGAAGUUCCGACGAACUUACGAGAGGAAAUCGCGCUCUUAUGUUGUGCAGGAAGACAAUUAGCUUCCUGAUGCAGUCAUCUGUUGUCCUUUGCAAGGGGAAAAUGUGAGCGAAGGUAUAUUCAUAGAUGCCUACGACUGCCAAUAGGCACUUUCAGAAAACAUGGCGCUUUUUCAGACCUAGGAGCUUGCAAAGAAAAUAAAAAAACUGCUGCCAUUCAGUGACUGGAGAACAUGAGUGAAAGGCAGUAUUGAUUUUCUUCCAAUUGGAUGUUGUAUUAUCCAUUUGUUGCCGCUUGAGCAUCUUCACAGUGCCGAAACACAUCUUCACAGUUUUAGACACGCAGAGUGAGGUAAGGAACCCAGGAAACUCAGGAAAGUCCAAAAGUGCAUCCCGGUGUCCGUCUUUUUUCUGCGUUUCGUCGUAGUUCCUCUUUCAUGCUUUCUGGCCCUUCUUUGGAUUUCCAGCAGUUCAUCAACUGCAUGUAGAUCGGCAGUCUAUGAAGUGCUUCCUCUCGUUCUGUAGGAAGGAUGCUUGUUGAAGACAUUCACCGUCUUAACUCAGUGUGGACCAUGCAUCUACUACGAAUGUGACAUUCAUGUGUGUGUGUGUGUGUGUGUGUGUGUUCGCUAUACGCUUAAAAAAAGCAUGACUGUGUGUGCGCACGCACAUGCAUGCACAUGUCUGUGUGCACACGUGCAGGUGCCUGUGCGCGUGUGUGUGUUACCUCGCAUGUGUGUGUUUGCACACAUGUGUGUGCGUGUGUGCAUGUGUGUGUGUGAGUGUUUGCACACAUGCAUAUGCGUGGUUUGCAUUCACGAAACAAGGGGGAGGUAAACACCCAGCUGUGACAGAGAGGAGGGAAAAAUGGGAAGUAAGUCACGGUGGCGGUACGUGCUACCCUGCGCAUAGCGCGGAGGAACAUAGCUUCAGCUACAUGAAGACAACUUCUCUCAUGGUGCCUUGUUGAUGAAGGUUUGACAUUGCUGACAAUAAUUUUAUCGAUCGUUGAUGUAGUAAUGUUAGUUUUUAACACGAAUGAUGAUAAGGGAUGAUAAUUAUUUAUCGCCGUCUGUCGCUAAUGUUCUAUGUAAUCAUCACCACUGUUUAUUGUGAUAAUGUUC
Messenger RNA from Chara braunii, 8851 nucleotides. NCBI's taxonomy places the organism in Eukaryota, Viridiplantae, Streptophyta, Charophyceae, Charales, Characeae. The record is from the annotation of a GenBank genome assembly.